Molecule: messenger RNA, 1761 nt
Organism: Trichobilharzia regenti
Lineage: Eukaryota; Metazoa; Platyhelminthes; Trematoda; Strigeidida; Schistosomatidae
Source: the annotation of a GenBank genome assembly
AUGGAUGAGACAGACAGUAGGAAUAAUUCAUUAUUUCAAAACUCUGAAUUCGUCAUUUAUGAAAUAAUCCAUGAUCUGGAUGCAAGUGAAUCAAUUAUUCGACAGUGUUUUCGAGCCACAUCUAUUCCUUACGACGCCACCACCACAUCUACUACUACUACUACCACUGUUGGUGACAGUCAUAAUGGUAGUAAGAGUAAGCAUUCCUUGUCAAAUACUUAUCCAACAAAUGUAUUCGUUCUUCGAGAAAACCGCCGCAUAAACUUACAAGCUAUACUGGAGUCAACUCAUCCUACUGAGGGUCUUGGUAGUAGGAUAACAUCAUACACAUACUGCCCAUUCAUCAGUACGCAGGCUAGAGACUCAUCUUGGAGAUUACCAACGUUGAUAAUUGAUCAAACCCCCUUGAUGUUCUGUGUACCAGUGAGUUCAGGUGGGGGUGAUAAGAUAUCAGAUCGUUGUCGUUGGUGGUCAAUAAUAUGUUUACGUAUAAAGAUGAUUUUUAAGGAGAGUUGUGGGACAGACGAUCAUGCCUAUAGGGUUUCAUUGCAUCCACAGGUACAUACCUCUGUGGCCUCGUCCUCUGCGUCACCUUCAACGUCGCCUAAGCUGCCUAUCAUCAUGGAUUCAUGGUUGUCACCUGAAAUUUUCGUCAGGAGGAAGAAGAAGACGAAGAGAGGAAGCGACGUGUCAAUCGAAGAAACGCUAUCCCUGAAUGUAUUUGCCUACACAUCAAGGGAUAUCUUUCUAUCAAGUAUUCAAGACAAUGUUACCCAUAUGGAGGAGGAUACCAUCGAUGGAGAUAAAACUCUCAGGAUACACUUGUUUCUACGCAUAGCCGACAGUUUGAAAAAGACGUCUAUUCUCCUACAUUUAUUUAAUCAGCUCACUGUAUCUUUAAAGGAUUUUACAUUGGAUGCUUACAGUCUAAACAAUUAUUAUUUGACACUGUUGGAGACAUCAAUGACAAACACAUCGUUUCCAAUGUUAUCUAGUGCAAUAUAUCCAUUCUGUAAAAUGUGGACUAUUACAAAUCUCAUCGGUACUGAUGCAAAGAAAAGUGAUCGCAAUCCUUUGGCAUUAAUGAUCACUGAUCCACACUUGUCGAUUAGUCAUAUUUUAGAGGCGAAAUUGAAUCAAUUCUGUACAUGGAAUGUGUACAGAUUAAAGCAACAGAUUGUAUAUUUUAUUACAAAUGAUCCCUUCACUGGAUUGUGUUUAUGUGUGAAUAAUAACAGUGCAGCGGCUUCAGUGACAACAUUCAUUGCAAUAUGCUCAAGUUCACAGGAAUUACUCAAUCUUUUCAGUGAAAUUGUAUUCUUUCCGAAUUCAGUCAGUGACUUCCAAUUUGUGGCUUAUGAGAAACACUCCUCCUCCUCCUCCAAGAGCGACGAUGUCAACAACAACAACAACAACACUAACAACUCUAAUGCUAAACCAAUUCUUGAUGCUGUGAAUACUUUAAUCAACGAAACUGAAUGUCUUCUUAAUUGCAUCGCUGAGUUGGUUGAAUCUACACUGCAUAAAUCUAUUCCUCAAUUGUCGAAUUAUCUAUCGUGUGGUUAUAACAACACCUUGAAUAUGGUACACAAAUCAGCUGAAUGGCGAUCUGUUGUGCGCAAAGCUAGUCGUCUACCUGUGAAUAUUCCUGGUGAGAAUGACAGUGAUAACGAUAAUGUAUCUGUGAUGAAUAACAGUAUUCGUUACUCUGAACUGCACUGUCAAACAGAUGAUAGUAUUCAACGACUUUGUCUCAGUUGA